CCACGCCCUCCUGUCCUGCGGCCCCUAACACUUCUUGAGUUUGGGGAUUGUUGCGUGUGAUAACCAGACUCAGCAGACAUUUCCCUGCUCUGCCAGCUGUCAGUUUUUCCGCUCAUCACCGGGAAAAUGACGGCGUCUUCCGCGUCGCGCAAGGCACCUGCCCGCUGCCAGGAACGUCCCCUUCCUUCCCGGUGCUUCUUUGGAAUUAUUCUGGUGGCCCUGGUGUUCCUUCUGUUUACAUAUUCCGAUGCCUGUGAUCCACCACCAACAUUUGAAGCCAUGCAACUCAUUGGCAAACCUAAACCCUAUUAUGAGGUUGGAGAACAAGUAAAGUAUGAAUGUAAACCAGCAUAUUUUUAUAUUCCUCCUUUAGCCAUGUAUACUGUUUGUGAUCUGAAUCAUACAUGGCUACCUGUCACGGAUGACGGUUGUUUUAGAUUAACAUGUAGCGUUAUAAAAGAUCCUGCAAAUGGUAGAGCAGUCCCUGCAAAUGGAACUUGGGAGUGGGGUUAUCAGCUUCACUUUUCUUGUAAUGAGGGUUAUUACUUAAUUGGUAAACAAAUUCUAUACUGUGAGCUUAAAGGAUUACGUCCAAAAUGGAGUGAUAAACCCCCUCGAUGUGAAAAGAUUCUCUGUUCACCACCUGCAAAAAUAAAAAAUGGAAAAUAUACCUUUAGUGACAUAGAGAUAUUUGAAUAUCUUGAAGCAGUAACUUAUAGUUGUGAUCCUGCACCUGGACCAGAUGAAUAUUCACUUGUUGGAGAGAGCCUGCUUUAUUGUGCUGGCAGUGGGGUGUGGAGUAGUGCCCCUCCUGAAUGUAAAGUGGUCAAGUGUCCAUUUCCAGUACUCAAAAAUGGAAGACAGAUUUCAGGAUUUGGAAAAAAAUUUUCCUACAAAGCAAUGGUUAUGUUUGAAUGCAUCGAGGGUUUCUACCUUAAUGGCAGUGACACAGUUGUCUGUGAUGGUAACAGUACUUGGCAGCCUCCGAUUCCAGAGUGUCUUAAAGGUCCUAAGCCUACUCAUCCUACCAAGCCUCCAGUUUCAAAUUAUCCAGGAUAUCCCAAUCCCCGUGAAGGAUUUGACUUUGAUGAGUUCGAGGCAUUGAUCAUCGCUCUGAUUAUUCUUAUUAUAAUUGUUACGGUUGCAAUAACUGGUGUCUGCCUGUACAAAUAUCUUCAAAAGAGGAAGAAAAGGAAACCCGAGGGUAAAGUUGAAUACACUGCUUACCAUCACAAAGCAACCACUGCAGAAGCGCCACCGAAAUGAAUGAUUUCUACAGAAAAUGUUUUCCAAUUUAUCUUUUUAAUCUAUUAAACUCUUCAGAUCUACAAGUUAUUCUUUAGUUUGACUCUCAAGAAUGCAACUGUCAAGUCAUAUUGUUAACAUUUUAAUGUGGCUUGAACGUAGUCACUAUCCUUUGAUGCUUCUUUGAAAUGUGUAUGAAUUUGGAUAUGAACAUAUUGUCCGUUUUUCCCUUCAAAUAACACUUAUAUUUAUAGGGCAAGUCAAAAUAGUAUCCCUGGUGGGGAAAUGAUUUAUAAAAUCUGCAAAUGUAGAGAAAUACAGUUCAAAAUUAGAUUACAUUUCAUUUGUAAAGGAAGUUAUUUUGAAAUCUUUUUUGUUCAAAGAUUAAUGCCGGGGCUGGCUGGUUAGCUCAGUUGGUUGCAACAUGAUGUUAUAACACCAAGGUCAAGGGUUCCAAAUCCCGUACUGGCCAGCCACCAAAAAAUAAUAAUAAUAAUAAUAAUAAUGCCAACACUUGAGAUUUAUUUUUUCAACAGUUCUAAAUUGUAUUUUAUACAUUGUUCACUAUAAAAAGCUUUUACAAGUAUGUGUAUACUACUUUUGCUCUUAUCUAUUAAAAACAAGAACACUAAAAAUGGGGAAUGUGGACAAGGUUGAAUUCCUUAACUAAGAAUGUUGUUGGAAAGGGUAAAAUUCUAUUUUUAAGUUGUAACUUCUUUGGUGAUGUAGAGAAGCUAGAAAGCUUAUGUAUGGCAUUUGUUUUCACCUUUUUCUUUUUCUUUUUCUAACAUCAAUAAGCCAGUCUAAGAAAUCAGUAAGAUUUCAGAAUCGGUUGCAUACUUCCACAAAAAGUUAAGAGGACUCUGACAUCUAUAAUAAGAAUGCUGGUUCUUAGUACAAAUGAACAUUGUGGCCUUGUGGUUUUCUAAGGAGAAUUCCAUAGGCUGAGUAACCCACUCUAAAUUCUGGCCGUAGGUGGUUUUCUUUCCCCACUUAAAUAAAGGGAGGUCUUACAGAGAAUAAAUUCAUCAGAUAACUUCAAGGUGUGUCUGAAUCUUAGUCCUUUUACAUUGUCCUUGCUAGUAAGAAGCCUCUUAU
Cynocephalus volans (Philippine flying lemur) is the source of this 2343-nucleotide messenger RNA. RefSeq names its product CD46 molecule (gene CD46). Gene Ontology annotation, cellular component: cell surface. NCBI's taxonomy places the organism in Eukaryota, Metazoa, Chordata, Mammalia, Dermoptera, Cynocephalidae. The coding region runs from base 127 to 1266 and encodes 379 amino acids. The transcript is spliced from 11 exons. The record is from RefSeq and is a predicted model, not a curated record.